This is a messenger RNA of Bactrocera latifrons, 1272 nucleotides long. RefSeq names its product lysozyme. NCBI's taxonomy places the organism in Eukaryota, Metazoa, Arthropoda, Insecta, Diptera, Tephritidae. Bases 441 to 878 code for a protein of 145 amino acids. The transcript has 4 exons. The record is from RefSeq and is a predicted model, not a curated record.
UGAAGCGUGGAGCUUUAACUGUGGAAGCUGUGGAAAGUGAACGCAUACAUUCGCAAUCCUUUAGCGCGGCCUAGAUGCAUAGCAAGGUGAUCGCAAUCCUUACACACAUCCUCAAGGCUAUACGCAGUUCAAGCGCAUAUUUGCAAAGCACCGUGUAUUAGGGAAUGCAAAUAUUACAUACAAGUGUUUACAUAAGUGCAUAUGCAACAACAAUUUGCGUGCGUUUCCAGUAAUCAAAGAAUUAAUUAACCUGUCGCUAUUUUAGUCUGACCACAAGCAGUGCAAUAAUUUCAUAGUGUCGACUUCGUAUAAUUGCUUUGAUUUGAAAUUACAAUUAUUGGCGCACACACACACAAACGUGGAAAUUAUUUUUAAACGGUUCCAGGAACUGCCGCUCUUAUCAACAUUUAAUACACAUUUCACGGUACGGAAAAUAUAAAAUGCGCUUCAAAUCGAAAAUAGCGAUUUUGAGUCUAUCGGUGGUGUUGAGUUGCUGCCUGUGGACGCACAGUGAAGCAAAAAUGUUGACGCGAUGCCAACUCGCCAAGGAAUUGUUGGCUCACGAUUUCCCAAGGAGUUAUCUCUCGAAUUGGGUGUGCCUGGUGGAGAACGAAAGUGGCCGAAGUACUUCAAAAGUUAUGCAAUUAGCUAAUCACAGCGUGAGCUAUGGACUUUUUCAGAUAAACAAUAAAAAUUGGUGUCGCAAAGGUCGAAAGGGUGGAAUAUGCAAUAUAAAAUGUGAAGAUUUUUUGAAUGAUGAAAUCUCCGAUGAUUCUCGUUGUGCCAUGCAAAUUUUCAACAGGCACGGCUUUCAGGCUUGGCCUGGUUGGGUUAAUAAGUGCCGUGGACGUACGCUGCCCGAUGUCUCCAGGUGCUGAGCUCAUCUCUUACAUCUAUCUGCCGGUCUACGUAUUUGUUGCUGUUGAAGGAAGUUAGAACCCGCCACUGGUGGCUCUUCACAAGGACCUCUAAGGCGAGAAUUGGCGUGCAUGCGAGCACAUCGCAUAAACAUACAUAUAUAACGAGAAAUAAUGACUUUUUAUACAAACAAACGAUUUACCCUUAAGCUUCACAUGGCAUACAAAUCAACCACAUCAAAUGUUUUCGAAUUCGCGCCGAAGAAAACGCUCACAAAUUUACAUAUACAAACAUACAUAUGUACGUAAAUAGUAAUUAUGCUAAGGAAAAAUAUUAAAUUAUUUCUAAGUUUUAUAAAUUCGAUUUUAAGUAGCGGAAAUUGGCUCAAUAAAUUAUAUCACAAAUACAUACAUA